AUGGAGCCGUUGGUGAAUCAGAGUAAGAUUCCUAUGAUCGCCAUAACCGUUCACCCUUCGAAAUAUAACGGUACUCAGGACCCUGAAUCGUGGCUACAGGAUAUUCGUUUCUUCUGUCGUCUUCAUGGAAUUGAUGAUGAAGAAGACAUAGUUUCUUUUGCGUUGCUUAAAGUUGACCCAAUGAUUCUAAUUCCCGAAAAGACGGUUUCUUUCUCCGGUCUCAUACGAGCGCUAAAGUCUCACGUCACCUAUCCGGUGAUGAGUGCGUCCGCGCUUCAUAGCCUUCGACAAUUGAAGUACAGUUCAAAUAUGGAGAUGACAGAUUUCAUAUCAACGUUUCUUUCCCUGUGUAGAAGUGCCAACAUCACGAAUCUCAUGGAACAAAAACAUUACCUUUUAAACUCCUUGCACGAUGACAACAUCAGAAAUAUAUUGGCGAAUAAAUUUAGAAAUGUUGAUGAAUUUGAUUGGGUAAUAAAAAUUUUUCAAGGCAUUCUCUAUGAAUACCCGUUGCACCAAAUUCGCUAUGGGUCAAGAAUCACCAUCAAGCAUUGUGUCACCGGCCAAUAUCUGUCGCAUGGUGAACACAAGCCAGUUGAGCCGGGUUCUCAGAAUUCAAGGGUCUAUUGUAAUGGAUGCAAACCCAAGGAAAACGAGGUGUGGAUUGUCACAUCGCCGUACGGUGAGAACAAAUCGCACGGUGAUUCCACACACAUCAAUUCCCUCAUUGGUCUAUGUCACGAGAAAUCUCGAGCAAACUUAUCGGCAAGCGACAAACCGGGUAAUCAUGCUGCAUUUGCGUCUUCGGGAAAGGACAUAAAUUGCAAUUGGGUCGUGAAAAGACACACCACCGAAUCCGGUUGCCAUAAUGAUCUAAAUGGUGCGUGGGCGAUAGGGGACAUUAUCAUUUUGGAAAAUGCAAAUAGUAAGUUACCAUUGUACAGUAGAGCUCAAGAUUACGAAGGUAAUCAAGAAGUUUCACUGGAGGGUGAUGGAUACGAAGAAAAUAAUAAGUGGUACGCCGAAAUAAUUGGAUAG
Messenger RNA from Acaulospora morrowiae, 1038 nucleotides. Lineage: Eukaryota; Fungi; Glomeromycota; Glomeromycetes; Diversisporales; Acaulosporaceae. The record is from the annotation of a GenBank genome assembly.